This is a messenger RNA of Hypoxylon trugodes, 1293 nucleotides long. RefSeq names its product aldolase. The transcript has 2 exons. The record is from RefSeq and is a predicted model, not a curated record. Gene Ontology annotation, molecular function: 4-hydroxy-tetrahydrodipicolinate synthase activity. Lineage: Eukaryota; Fungi; Ascomycota; Sordariomycetes; Xylariales; Hypoxylaceae. The coding region runs from base 101 to 1081 and encodes 326 amino acids.
GAGGAAUAUAAAUAUAGGUAGAUACUAGAGAAUCAAUAAAAGUAGUCAUAUACAUACACAAUCUUCUCAAAAUCGACUUCAUAUCUCAAGAUUUAAAACAAUGGCAGCUCCGCCACCUGGUAUAUAUGUACCUGUGCCGACCUUCUUCGCCAGCAGGAAGGCGGCUAACUACGACCCCGUCGCAUCGCCCGUCGACAUUGAUACCCAAAUCGCACACUCACUGUACCUAGCGCGAGCUGGUAUCAAGGGAUUGGUGAUCCUAGGGAGUACAGGCGAAGCCGUCCACCUAACAAAUGCAGAACGGUCCCAAGUAUUGUCCGGUGUCCGACAGGCUUUCGAACGCGAGGGUUUUACGGAUUACCCCAUUAUCGCAGGUACCGCGACGCAGAAUGUGGAAGAGACGAUUGAGCAACUGCGGGGUGCUAAGGAGGCGGGUGCGCAGUAUGGAUUAUGCCUUGUGCCUGGUUACUUCGCGGGUGCCAGCACGCAGGAGGGCGUAGUGGCCUGGUUUAACGCCGUGGCUGAUCGUAGCCCGAUACCUGUCAUGAUAUACCACUACCCUAGCGUUUCCAACAAUGUCAAAGUCGUCCCCUCGACUUUUGUUACCCUUUCUAAACAUCCAAAUAUUGUGGGAUGCAAGCUUUCGCAUGGCGAUGUAUCUUACCAUGCGCAAAUCGCAUCGAAUCCUUCAAUUGAUCACUCCCAUUUCGCCACUUUCACCGGUUUAGGUCAACAAUUACUCCCCGUGGUGUCUGUGGGCGCUGCUGGGGCUAUUGAUGGAUGCGCGGGGUUCUUCCCUAAGACUGUUGUGAAGUUGUACGAAUUAUCUAUCAAGAACCAACCUACGGAUGAGGAAAUACGAGUGCGGCGGCUAUUGCAAUUCAAAGUUAGUGGUAUGGAAGAGAUAGUAGUCAGAUUUAGCACUGUGGGCAUUAAAGAAGCAAUUAGUCGUCUACGUGGUCUAGGCGAUAGAGAUGGUACGAGAUUGCCACUUCUGGGAGGAAUACCGGGAGGCGACUCGGAGUGGGAGAAAUGGAAGGAGUAUGUGGAUGCUAUGGAGGAAGUGGAAAAGAGUCUGUGAUAUCAAUGUUCAUUUGUCCGGAGUAAAUGGAAUAGGUAAUGACGAGGCCAUUGAAGUGAAAUAGCUAUCCUAAUAUGGAUUUGUAUGGAUGGGUAGAUAUGGUAUGUUUAUAUGCAGGAAGUUGAUGAGACUCAAACGACGGCGAUAGGGGCAGUUUGUCUAUAACUUGCAGAAUUCAAGGAUAAUCGAAUGAUAAAAUACUCAGAGCCCGA